GGACGUAUCCGGGAUGGGAGGAAGAGUUCCACGGACAGGGCCAUCUUUGGUCGUUCUCGCCGGGUGCAAUACUCACUCCUGGAAUCGUUUUGAAUACACGAUUGUAUAAGUAAAAUUUAGCGACAUUUCGUUUACCACAAUCAAGCGCAAGUGAUCAUCUGGUGAAAUUAGUGCAUUUACGUAUUCGUUUCUAUUCUGGUACAUUUGCGUGCAUUUCAAAAGGCAGUUGCAGGACCGGAGCAGCGGUGAUACGACAUGGAUGAGGAAUACGAUGUGAUCGUACUAGGCACCGGACUCACAGAAUGCAUUCUGUCCGGGAUCAUGUCUGUCAACGGGAAAAAAGUGCUUCACAUGGACCGGAACCCGUAUUACGGUGGUGAAAGUUCCUCUAUCACUCCACUGGAGGAGCUCUACAAGCGCUUUGGCCUUCCUGACACCCCCCCAGAAUCCAUGGGCCGAGGGAGGGACUGGAAUGUCGACCUCAUUCCCAAAUUUCUCAUGGCCAACGGCCAGCUGGUGAAGAUGCUGCUGUACACAGAGGUGACCCGGUACCUGGACUUCAAGGUGGUGGAGGGCAGCUUUGUGUACAAGGGAGGGAAGAUUUACAAAGUCCCCUCCACGGAGACCGAAGCGCUUGCCUCAAAUCUCAUGGGGAUGUUUGAGAAGAGGAGAUUCAGGAAGUUCCUGGUGUUUGUGGCCAACUUUGACGAGAACGACCCGAAGACGUUUGAGGGCGUGGACCCCAAACUCACCACCAUGAGGGAUGUGUACAAGAAGUUUGACCUGGGCCAGGAUGUCAUCGACUUCACCGGUCAUGCCCUGGCCCUCUACAGGACAGAUGAUUACCUGGACCAGCCGUGCUUGGAGACGAUUAACCGGAUUAAGCUGUACAGCGAGUCCCUGGCUCGCUAUGGGAAGAGUCCGUACCUGUACCCCCUGUACGGCCUGGGAGAGCUCCCCCAGGGGUUUGCCAGGUUAAGUGCUAUAUACGGAGGGACUUACAUGCUGAACAAGCCCGUGGAGGAGAUUGUGAUGGAGGAUGGUCAUGUGGUCGGAGUGAAAUCUGAGGGGGAGGUGGCUCGCUGUAAGCAGCUCAUCUGUGACCCGAGCUACAUCCAGGACCGGGUCAGGAAGGCGGGUCAAGUGAUCCGGGUCAUCUGCAUCCUCAGCCACCCCAUCAAGAACACCAAUGAUGCCAACUCCUGCCAGAUCAUCAUCCCCCAGAACCAGGUCAACCGCAAGUCAGAUAUCUACGUGUGCAUGAUCUCGUACGCGCACAACGUGGCGGCGCAGGGGAAGUACAUCGCCAUCGUCAGCACCACGGUGGAGACCGCCGAGCCGGAGGCCGAGAUCGAGCCCGCGCUGGAGCUGCUGGAGCCCAUCGACCAGAAGUUUGUGGCCAUCAGUGACCUUUUUGAGCCCACUGAUGAUGGCACAGAGAGCCAGAUCUUCGCCUCCCGGGCGUACGAUGCCACCACCCACUUCGAGACCACCUGCAACGACAUCAAGGACAUCUACAAGCGCAUGACGGGCAGCGACUUCGACUUCGAGAACAUGAAGCGCAAACAAAACGACGUGUUCGGAGAGGAGGAGCAGUGAGGCGAGCGGGGCUUCUGAGAGAGGGGGCGGGGCUGCUGGGAAAGGGCGGGACAGGCACGACCGGGAUCGGGAGAGGGGCGGAGUUCAGGAUGUACGGAGAGAGGGCGUGGAUUUGGUCACAAGCUGAUAUUACCGCAAACAUUAUCAUGCUUGCCCAACAUCUCCCCCUCCCUCCAACUCCCCACACACACACGCACACACACACCACACGCCCAUGCUUACCCACAUCCCACACAAACGCUCACACAUUCACACAGGCUCACACACAUGUACGUACACAUACGCGUGCACGCAAACACAAACACGCAUGUGCGCACGCACACACGCACGCACACACACACACACACUCUCUCUCUUCAUUACCCAGCAGCCUAAGCAGGGUUGACACUUCCGAAGGGUUUUUCAUUCCAUUAUUAAAAGCAUAAUCUAAACGUUAUUUCUGCCCGCUACUAUCGCAAAGAGCACGUACUGUCGUGACAUUUUCAACACUUGUGCAGGAACAGUUUGCGUUGAUCUCCAUGUGGUUCUAUCUUUGUUUUGCUGCUCAGUGCUUUCUGUCGGUGUCUUUGAAGCUUUGCAUUGCAAUCUGCACAAACAGUCUGACCUACACACACUCAUACACAGACACACACACGCACGUGCGCACACACACACACGUACAAACACACCACACACUCCUGAAUUCUGAAUCACCAACUGUACUUCAUUUCAGUUCAGUAUGUAUUAACUGUUAAAGAAAUAUUAAGGCAACUGUUCAACCAAGGAAACUACCAACAUUCCCUCUGUGACCCACGUUAGCAGCUAUAUGAGGAAAGUGAGAGGUUUAAUUCGGCAGAAUUCGGAACUGUGUUAGAGUUGGAAACGCGCACCGUCUCAUUAAUGACCAUGCCUAUCGCACACACUCAGUGUCACAGGCGUACUAUGACAGUGUACUGCAGUGGGAGGGGCUAAAUGGAGGGCCAAUCAGAAGCCAGGAUCAUCCUCCCGUCACUGUGUUCUCUUAGCACGGCUUCUGUUGAUCAUGUGUAUGUCAACCCUGCUGAUUUCUCUCCCUCUCUCUCUAUCUCCCACUCUCUCCCGCUCUCUCUCUCUGUCUCCCUCUCUCGUCUUCUUCUCCCUGUUAUUUGAACAUGUGCCCUGCUUCCUUUCUAAAAACAAAACUCUAGGCCAGUGGACACGGUGUAAAAAAAAGUUAAAAUAUAAAUAGAUUACGAGACUGCACCCUGGCCUCUCCCUCACCCCCCUUUCCCCUCCCCCUCCCCCUCAGCACCCACAGGCUAACUCUUCUCCCACAACCCUCUGCUUCUUCUGUUUGAGUGAGUUUGAGUGUUUUGCUUUUGUGCUAUAAUUUCAGGAAGUAGCGUAUUCGUACUGCAGCAGGAUGUGAGGGUGCAGAUGAGAUCAUGUCCUUCACUCGCCAGGCUUAUGAAGUUACCUGGAGGAGAACGGAAAGUAGCUUUGAGACUCUGAACUGACACUUUAAAGGGGAUGGUGAAAGAGAGGAGAGGGUGAAAAAGAGGAGAGAGGGUGAAAGAGGAGGGAGAGAUUGUUGAGAGAGGGAUAGGCGUGAGGGUGGCGGGCUGUUGGUUUCAAGGGGAGGAGUGAUUUUGUCCAUGGAAGGAAGGGAGUUCAAAGGGGAGAAAAGGGAGGAGUUUAUGGUGCGACGAGGUCAUGUGGUGAUCAUGUGCUUUAAGAGGAAGUUGGAAAAAAGUCUUUCAUCGGGUUUUUCAUCUUUGUAAAGAAUGCAGACUGAGGUCUCAGCUGGUGAAUAAGCGUGGCGUCGGGUUCGAGUCCUGUGUUACACCUGUGUCAGACUGACCAGCCACCGGUUACUAAAAACUUACUGUUUGGUUUCUCAUGUUUUAUAUGUAGAACAGUGAGAGAUAGGGUACAGUUAACUGCUGAUCAGGAAUUGAAGGAUGGUAAAAUUGUACGUUGUCCUUUGGAGAGUGGUUUCUGGAAGGUGACGACAGUGGCAUUUAGCCGAAAUGUGGUGCCUGUUCUGUAGGAGGGUGAACCAAAUAAUUACACCCCAGUUAACACUGCAAUGAGGCCUUUGACCCAAAAAAAUAAGGUGCCAAUUUUUGAAGGCUUGCCAUUCGCUGGUCACUGAGCGAGUCCAGGCCUUAGAUUCCUCUUCACUUCCCCUGUUUUUAAUUGCCCCUGCGCAAGGCGCCCCUUCAGGUAAAGCUUGGAUGGAAAUCCUUUCGCUCUGGAAAAAAAAACAAAAAAAAAAAAAAAACUAUGCGUCAAAAUUCAAGUAAUCUUGAGCUACAGAUGGUUCCUGUGCAAUAUAGUUCAGUGGAAUCCUGCUGCCUGAAUGUGGGCGUGUCUCCUCCGAUCCAGCCCUGGGCGGUAUGUACGAAUUAGCGCACUUGCCUACUAUUGAGUAUACACUAUUGUAUACUCAAUAGUAGGCAAGUGUGUUGACUCAGACACAGCCCAGGUCUCUGAAUCCUAAGUCCUGCCAACAUCCUUACUCAACACCUCUCCCUCCUCCUGCACCGGAGACAAGAAGUGUCUGUAAAGAUUCAGUUUGUUUAUUGGUUAAAGACUGGACUAUGAGGUGCUGUUUGAUUGGUCAGAAAGACAAGAUGGGCUCUGUAAAUUUUAGUAUGUUGACCAGAUAUUGUCUGGGAGUUGUAAUUUGAAUGGUCAGAAAGACAGGAAGUGCUCUGUCACGUGCAGUUUGAUUGGCCAGGCACUUGUCCCUCAGCCCCUCCCCUCCAAACGGAGCCCAGGCAUUGGCUGCCCCUCUUCUCGUCACUCUUGCCAGCUGUGUGGUGUGUCUUAAAGCUCUAAUUUAUUCCUGUUGUGCUGAUUCAAACGUUUGGUGGAAGGGAGGGUAAAAGUGGAAUGGACUCUGCUGUCAUCUCUUAUUUUGACUUAGUAAAGCUGAAACGCAGUCGGACCGAUAUUAUACAUGCAAUCUGUAGUUAGUUUUUUUCAUUUCAUGGUUUUCCUAGCAAAGUGUACAGAUGAUUUCAUUAUUACUCGUGAUUAUGAGUUCUGAUUAGACGUUCUCUAUGCUAAAAGUCUAACAUUAGCCUCGGCAUAGUCUGAGAAAUGUGUGGGUAGAACUGGACAGGGCAGUUGUAAUGAAAGAUGAAGUGAGCUAAAAGCUAUUUUAGGAAAAGGAUUUUAAGGUUGGCUCGAAAGACCUCUGCUCUUUGGUUUUUGCGUGUGUCUAAAAUGAACUAAUUAUGUUUACAUCGUUAGAUUCCACAUAUUUACUGUGUCAUCUCACAGGUCGCUCUUCUUGAAGGAUAGGGGGCUCUGUAAGGGUGUGGGUUCAGGGUCAUGACCCAUCCAAAGACCAAUAGUGACAGCAGUCAACGGACACUCAAGACAGUGUACCGAAGUGACAAGAUGCUUCACUCCGCUGUGUCGCUGCAUUGUGGAAGCUGAAAGGCUCAUGAUGAUGUCCGGAGCCUGUGAGCUCGCGUACGAGUCUACUCAGUGCGGCUGUGUUUACAAUCUUCCGCAAUCAUUCGCAACACUAAUACAUUCCAAAUUUCACCUGCUUAUGAAUAUUCAUAGAGUGUGGCUAUCGCCAGAACUGUGCAAUCGGUAGAGCGGAACUCUUUGGCCGGGACAGGAAGGAGUGUAGAGUGUGGGAUCUUGCCAGUGAAUAACUGUCGUCAUCACUGAGGAAGAGGCAGCCCCAGCCUCGGAAGCCCACCGUGAUUCCCUAAUUGGGUAUCGUGGAGCUACUGUACCUGACCAGGCAAAAGACACAGUGAGAGUUCAUCCAGAUACACACAAGACGGAGUGAGAACCUGUCUCACCUUAUCCACUUCCCUCCUGCACAGAUACACACACCCACACCUGCCCACUCACACCACCACACACCUACCUGGACCAGGCCACCUUUGAAUUGAAGCUCCUAGUUUUUGGUUCUCUGUUGGUCAGUGGAAUAAUUCUGAAGUGGCAGAUCUGUACUGUACUGUGCAAUUUUAAUGUUUUCAGUGACUUGUGUGGGGCUCCUGCUGUGGGACUGGAGUAGUUAUGCCUUUAUUUAACGAGCAGAGCAAAGUUUUGGGAUUGUCCUUCUUGUUCACUAACGUAUCUUUUCCCUGAUCACAUUUAUUUAUUUGAUUUUUUUUUUAAAUAUUUGUUUUUGUAUUUUAGUAUGAUUUUAUUUUUGCUCUUUUGAAGGAUAAUGCAGAAAACAUCAACAACAGACGUAUCUCUUUAAACUGUCGUAACUUAUUAUUCGGACUGACAAGUAGCUGGCUUGUGGUCAAUUAUUCCAACACUAGUAUGUGAACAGUACCUAAUGUCUUGUGCGAAAAAGAAAUUAAAAAAAAUGGAAAAAGAAAUAAAAAUGAAAUAAAAAGGCACAUGGCAAAAAUGUCAAA
Anguilla anguilla (European eel) is the source of this 5960-nucleotide messenger RNA. RefSeq names its product GDP dissociation inhibitor 1 (gene gdi1). NCBI's taxonomy places the organism in Eukaryota, Metazoa, Chordata, Actinopteri, Anguilliformes, Anguillidae. Gene Ontology annotation, molecular function: Rab GDP-dissociation inhibitor activity. Gene Ontology annotation, biological process: protein transport; vesicle-mediated transport; small GTPase-mediated signal transduction. The transcript has 11 exons. Gene Ontology annotation, cellular component: cytoplasm. The coding region runs from base 256 to 1599 and encodes 447 amino acids. The record is from RefSeq and is a predicted model, not a curated record.